AUGAAGGACCAGUAUAAAAGGCAGCCUAAUUCCCAGCUCUACCAUCCACUUCUCUUAUCUCCUUCUCGUUGGGAACCAGACAUGUCCUGCUACUCCCAGUGUGUGCCAUGCCGGCCCUGUGGCCCAACUCCUCUGGCCAGCAGCUGCAAUGAGCCCUGUGUCAGGCAGUGCCAGAACUCCACCAUCGUCAUCGAGCCCUCUCCCGUGGUGGUGACCCUGCCUGGACCCAUCCUCAGCUCCUUCCCGCAGAACACUGUUGUGGGCUCCUCCACCUCCGCUGCUGUUGGCAGCAUCCUCAGCUCUGAGGGCGUGCCCAUCACCUCGGGGGGCUUUGACUUGUCCGGCUUGGGCAGCCGCUACUGUGGCAGAAGGUGCCCGCCCUGCUGAAGCCGCUGGCCGUGGUCCCGGAGAAAUUCGUCCAGAAA
Molecule: messenger RNA, 425 nt
Organism: Meleagris gallopavo (turkey)
Lineage: Eukaryota; Metazoa; Chordata; Aves; Galliformes; Phasianidae
Product: feather keratin Cos1-1/Cos1-3/Cos2-1-like
Cellular component (GO): intermediate filament
Molecular function (GO): structural constituent of cytoskeleton
Source: RefSeq, a predicted model, not a curated record